Molecule: messenger RNA, 1362 nt
Organism: Penicillium manginii
Lineage: Eukaryota; Fungi; Ascomycota; Eurotiomycetes; Eurotiales; Aspergillaceae
Product: putative erythromycin esterase
Exons: 1
Coding region: 1-1362 (453 amino acids)
Biological process (GO): response to antibiotic
Source: RefSeq, a predicted model, not a curated record
AUGACGUAUCUACAGGAGUUAUUCAAUCAGGCAAUUCAACCCUUGCCUGCAAUUGAUGACGACAGCUUCGCGUCCCAUUUCGAUACAUUUGCCGGUAAACAGCUUGUUCUAUUAGGUGAUGGCAGCCACGGCACCUCGGAAUUUUACUCUGCACGAGCAGAAAUCACCAAACGACUCGUCCAAAAACAUGGCUACACAAUCAUUGCCCUCGAAGCAGAUUGGCCCGAUGCUGAGGCCAUCGAUCGCUACGUUCGCAUGCGACCGGGACCUAAAGCAGGUAUAGGUGGCAUAGCUAAGGGACACGAACCAUUCAACCGAUUUCCAUCAUGGAUGUGGCGCAACCGUGAAAUGCAAGACUUGGUGGAAUGGGUACGCGACUGGAACAUGCGCCAACCACCAGAAAACCGCGCAGGUUUCUACGGCUUGGAUCUUUACAGUAUGGGGGCCUCUAUCCGUGCAGUCAUCGAUUAUCUUGACGGCAUAGACCCCGCAGCAGCCAAGGUGGCGAGAAAGCGAUACGGUUGCUUGGAACCAUGGGUGGAAGAUCCUACUUCAUACGGACUGGCCUCCCUGCACGGCAUGAAAGACUGCGAAAGCGAGGUUAUGGGUAUUCUGCAAAAUCUCCUCAACCGGAGGAUGGAAUAUACUGAGAAAGAACUUGUGGGCGGUGGCGACUCGGAGGAGGAGUUCCAGAGCGGCAAGCAGAAUGCCUAUCUGGUACGCGACGCAGAAAAAUACUAUAAAGCAAUGUAUUGGAGCUCGGCAAUGUCAUGGACAAUGCGAGACACGCAUAUGUUUGACACUCUGCAUCGACUGAUGCAGCACCGACCACCACCUAAACAUAAAGCAAUUGUCUGGGCUCACAACUCGCAUGUCGGUGAUGCCCGUUACACCAGCAUGGGACUUCGUCGGAAUGAGGUCAACAUCGGCCAGUUAUGCCGGGAAAGACUAGGUCGGGAAAAUGUCUGCAUUCUUGGCUGUGGGACUCACACCGGUACCGUUGCAGCUGCUCAUGACUGGGACGAGGACAUGGAGAUGAUGGAUGUUAAUCCUUCGAUGGAUGAAAGUUGGGAAAUGAUAGCUCAUCAGACCGGUGUCCCGAGUUUCGUGGUUGACUUUCGUCGCGGUGGUUUGGAUCGAUCUCUGCGAGCGGCAAUGGCAGCUGAGGAUAGAGUUGAAAGAUUCAUCGGUGUGAUAUAUCGACCCGAUACCGAGCGAACUUCCCAUUAUUCCCACGCAUUUCUUCAUGAGCAGCUUGACGGGUAUAUUUGGUUUGACCGCACCGAAGCCGUGAAACCUUUGGAGACUAUCCAGCCGAAGACAGCUCUUGGAAAAGAAGAAACAUAUCCCUUUGGUCUAUGA